Messenger RNA from Nerophis lumbriciformis (worm pipefish), 1851 nucleotides. The record is from RefSeq and is a predicted model, not a curated record. Lineage: Eukaryota; Metazoa; Chordata; Actinopteri; Syngnathiformes; Syngnathidae.
AUGGACCGGAAUAAACGCAACUCUAUCGCCGCGUUCCCCACGAGACCCGAACGCCUCGCCGAGGAUAGAGACGGAGGGCUAGGGGUGUGCGAGAUGGGAAUGGGACCGCCUUCGCAGGUGGGUAGGGUUUGCCCUUCGUCCUACCGGGCCCUUAUCAGUGCCUUCUCCUGCCUUACACGCCUGGACGACUUCACCUGCGAGUGGAUCGGCUCGGGCUUCUUCUCUGAUGUUUACAAGGUGUGUCACCGUGCGUCGGAUCAGGUGAUGGCGCUCAAGAUGAACAAGCUGAGCAGCAACAGGGCAAACAUGUUGAGAGAAGUGCAGCUGAUGAACCGCCUCUCGCACCCCAACAUACUCAGGUUCAAGGGAGUAUGUGUGCACGAGGGCCAGCUUCACGCUUUGACUGAGUACAUCAAUGGCGGCAACCUGGAGCAGCUUCUGGACAGCAACAAGCAUCUUAGCUGGCCUGCCAGAGUCAAACUGGCCAGCGACCUCGCCGGCGGUCUGGCCUACCUGCACGCCAAAGGCAUCUUCCACCGAGACCUAACCUCCAAGAACUGUUUAAUCAAAUGCGAUGACAGCGGCUACACGGCGGUGGUGGGAGACUUCGGACUGGCCGAGAAGAUCCCUGCUAAUCUCACGGAAGGAGCAAAGCUUUCAGUGGUGGGAUCUCCUUUUUGGAUGGCUCCCGAAGUUCUGAGGGAUGAACCUUACAAUGAGAAGGCUGAUGUCUUCUCCUACGGCAUCAUCCUGUGUGAGAUCAUCGCGAGGAUCCAGGCUGACCCUGAUUUUCUUCCAAGAACAGAGAACUUCGGGCUGGACUAUCAUACAUUUCAGCACAUGGUUGGAGACUGUCCGCCCGACUUCUUACAGCUGGCGUUCAACUGCUGCAAUAUGGACCCCACGCUGCGGCCGUCCUUUCCAGACAUUGUGCGACACUUGGACGAGAUACUGACGCGCCUGAAAUUGGGUGAAGAGGCGCAGCAGUGCCCUCCACUGGUUGGAGAGGUUGACAAGAAGACUACAAUGUCCAAAGGGGAGAAGAUCCAGGGCCUGAAGCGACUCAACCCGCUGAUUUUCCCGGACGACAAAAUUCCCCCCAAAUCACCUCGCCCCCGCCGCAACAUCUGGCUAAGUCGCAGCCAGUCGGACAUUUUUUCAUGCAAGGCAGGAAGGAAGGUGAACGUGCGGGACCCUUACUACGAGCCGCCGGCUUCACGGCGAGCCAGCAAGCUACGCAAGGUUAACCCGUUCACAGCACGCGAGGACCUGUGCGGUGGGAACAUCAAGUUCUACGACGUGCCCAGCAAGUCUGUGUUUUCGCUGGUCUUCGACCUCCGCUCGCCGCCGGGAAGCGCCUUCACCAGCCGGCCGCCGGCCCACACAUCAGCCGCCACGCCGGUGUCCUUCUACUGGCAGCAGUUACCCGGACGGCAGUGUCACUCCCUGCCAGUGUCGCCACUGCUGCCUCGCUCAGAGUUCCUGUACCACCGCCACGUUGCCGCAACCACGACUGCCUCAGCCGUCAACAACAACAACAAUGGCCUCCUACCCUGCAGCGCACACCUUAACCAAAUCUGCACCUCCUUCCUCACAGCGGCCGUCUGCCGGUCAGAGACCGUCCUAACGGGCACCGAAGUGCGACACAAGCCGGGGCUGAGUGGCUGGGCCCGGAAAUAUACAGUUGUGGAGAUCCCGCCGUACAGCGGGCCAGUGGCGCCAGACGGGACGGACAGCGAGGACGAUGAUGACGUGUUUGGUGAGAGCUGGUCUCCGAACGUCCCCCUCGGCGAAGCAAUGGACUGCUCUAGCAUGUUGGAGGACCAACACAUGCAUGUCAUGCCACCAUGA